Acanthopagrus latus (yellowfin seabream) is the source of this 3813-nucleotide messenger RNA. RefSeq names its product PDZ and LIM domain 7 (gene pdlim7). Gene Ontology annotation, biological process: actin cytoskeleton organization; muscle structure development; heart development. Gene Ontology annotation, molecular function: muscle alpha-actinin binding; actin binding. The record is from RefSeq and is a predicted model, not a curated record. NCBI's taxonomy places the organism in Eukaryota, Metazoa, Chordata, Actinopteri, Spariformes, Sparidae. The transcript is spliced from 11 exons. Gene Ontology annotation, cellular component: adherens junction; filamentous actin; stress fiber. Bases 184 to 1485 code for a protein of 433 amino acids.
GACGUUUCGAGUCGAGUCGUGCUAAAAGAGAAAUGUGAGGGAAUGAUCCUCUGCUCACCAAAGUGAUCCACGGUGGCUUCCUGACGUCCGCUUCAAGGAAGUCCGAAAAAGUUAGCCUGCUGCUUACCGACUGACUUUUUCCUCUUUUUUUUUGUUUGUGUGUGUGUAAAGACUUGAAACGUGAUGUCCGACGGACAGGAGGCUAUGAACGUAUACUCAGUAAACCUCAGCGGCCCGGCGCCUUGGGGCUUCAGGCUGCAGGGAGGCAAGGACUUCAGCAUGCCCCUCACUGUGUCAAGGCUCACCCCAGGCGGAAAGGCAGCUCAGGCCGGUGUCGGAGUUGGAGACUGGGUGGUGUCCAUUGAUAACGCUAAUGCAGAGGACAUGACCCACGUGGAGGCACAGAAGAAGAUCAGAGCAGCAACAGACUCCCUCUCCCUCAGCCUCAGCAGAGCUUUCCAAGCAGGUGGAGACCAGAAGGACUCACUCGCUCUGGCUUCUGUUCCGCCAAAGUACUCCUUUGCCCCCAGCACGACAAUUAACAAGAUGGCGAGGCCAUUUACAGCAGCUGGUGGUAGCGCCAACUCAGGACCUGUUAUCAAACCUGUGGCCUACUCACCUAAGCUUAACACUCCACGCUCACAGGGCCGCGCCAGCAUGCAGCAGCCACAGAAUGGCCUUGAGCCAACUCCCUCACCUGCCAAGGCCCAGGCAGCAGAUAAACCAGAUGGCCCAGAAUCCAAGACCGCAGCUGCAGCAGCCGGCAGUUCAGGUGCUCCCAAGCGGCCGCCGUGGGUCACCGACCCCAAUUUCGCUGACCGCUUUCGUCCAGACAAGACCAGCACCGUCGUGACCCAGCACCAGCAGCCGGUCCAGCCGACGCCUAUGCAGAACCGCAGCUCCAUUCUUCAGGCAGCGCAGCAGGCACCCGAGGACAGCGGGAGGACCCCUGUAUGUGGCGCCUGCAACAAAAUCAUAAGGGGUCGGUACCUGGUGGCGCUGGGACGCUCUUGGCACCCCGAGGAGUUUACGUGCUCGCAGUGCAAGGCGGUCCUGGAUGAGGGCGGCUUCUUCGAGGAGAGAGGGUCCGUCUACUGCACCAACUGCCACGACAACAGAUACGCUCCAAACUGCAGCAAGUGCAAAAAGAAGAUCACAGGGGAAAUCAUGCACGCCCUGAAGAUGACCUACCAUGUUCAGUGUUUCAAGUGUGCAGCCUGCAAGACUCCCAUCAGGAACCAAGCCUUUUACAUGGAGGAGGGCGAACCCUACUGUGAGAAAGACUAUGAGAAGAUGUUUGGCACCAAAUGCCACGGCUGUGACUUUAAGAUUGAUGCCGGCGAUCGGUUUCUGGAGGCCUUGGGCUACAGCUGGCACGAUACCUGCUUCGUCUGUGCUCUCUGCCAAAUCAACCUGGAGGGGAAGACUUUCUACUCCAAGAAGGAUAAGCCCCUGUGCAAAGGCCAUGCUUUUGCUCCUGUGUGAGCGAGCGGGCGAGCGACCUUCAUCUUCAGAGCAACGAGCGCUUCUCUCUCUCUCUCUCUCCCUCUUUUUACCCCACUCCGCCCUCCGGCACACUCGUUCACAUUUUUACAUCUCGUCUUCGCCAACCGCACACGUAGUUAAAAACUCUGUCUUUUGUCUAUCCUGCAGACUUUGUUUUCAUGUUUGAGGCUUAAAGGAACAGUUCACCCCCGCAAAAAUCAACGUACAUAUUUUUUGCUCUCGCCCUGUCCUGCUUUUUUUACCCAGCGAGAUUGUUUUGGUGUGAGCUGCAGAGUUGUGGAGAUGUUGGCCUUCUUUGGAAUCUUAUACGACUUGGUUUGUGGGGCCUGUUUACUCAAGAUAAUCCACAGACCUUGCAGUACGAAUGAUCAGAAAAAUGCCUCUCCUACUGGGUGAGUGCAUGUCAUUGCCCUCUCAACAACCUUUGGGUCACGAGUUUCUGAGUCAACGCCAUAUGAAGCUGAAGCAUUAGGUUGGCAUUCAUGUCACUCCCCUACAUUGACUGCAGCAUUGCUGUGAGCAGUUUCGUGCAGGAACCAUUUUCUUUGCGUGUCACCACGCAGAAGGACGUGUACCUUUACCUUGAGUAGAUGCACGUUUCCUUCGGCGUGGUGAUAUGGAGAGAAAAUAGUUCCUACAUCAAACUGUCUUGAUUAUCUCAUUCCAUCAAUCAGUAUAUCCAAAACUCUGCAACUCUCACCAAAACAAUCUGGAUGGAUGAAGAGCGCUUACAGAUGAGAGAUGAAAUAUAUAUUUUGAUUUUAGAGCACACUGUCCCUUUAGCAUUAGCUUCAUGUGCUGUUACUCCACUGUGUUCAAAUGUUACUGUCUGUAAUACCAAAUGCUGUGUUGUACAACUGGAAGUAGUCAAGGAAUUAUUGCACGCCAUCACUAACUUGUUGACGUAUAAGUCAUCUAUAGAUUAGGACAGUUAAACCGCAGCUGCAGUUCAUCGUCUAGAUCUAACUGUAGCCGUCAGUGACAGAAAUUCUCACCACUCUACUAAUCUCCUCCUCGUUCAGUCUGAAGUGAGAUCAAGUCAGUGUCUUCCAACUUGGAGGAGUCACUUAGCUCUCUAAUAAUCUCACGUAUUGCAUUAAUGAUCUGCCACCACUCCUGCACUAAGUGUAGAGAAGCAGUGGCCCCACCCGGGACCCCGGCCCACUCAGCGACUCUCACUGCAGUGCCUGUUAACUUAAUGGGGGUCCAGUCAAGCAGAAAAGGGGGUGUCCCAUUUCUGCCUGACCGGACCCCUGCACUCCUCAACUGAAGCACUAACCGCUUACUUGCCACUUUGACUCCGGCACGUCAGCGGCACACAUUGCAGUUAAUAACUGUAAUUUGCUGUCAUGUAUUAAUUCUUAAUUGAUUUUAAUAGUCACAGAUGUGGACGACCGAGUGCGAUUAUCUUUUUUUUUUUUUUUUUUAAACUGUUUCUCACUUCAAAUAUCAUUCAUCGGUCAGAAAAAUCUCAUGUGGUGAUUUUUGUCCUGGCGUUUCUACGAUGUUGUGAUUGUUCCUUCGAGUACUUUCAAGCCGUGGUUGAAUAUGUAUUUAUAUUGCUUCAGAAUGGGCCUGUAAGUGCUGUUUUUAUAGCUGCUGGACGUUUCAAAUAAAAUUAAUCUGUAAUGCAACGUGCCGGGCUGGAUCACUGGGCUCAAAUGCUUCUGCGGCGAACCCAUCUGUAAGAUUCUCUCUCGACUGAUGUUUUUGUUGUCUUUGUUCUCACCAACACCUGCUCCCCAACAACAGGAUAAUGGGCUCUCUAAGAUUUCAUCGUAAGUACAAUUUACUUCUAAAAAUCAAGCUUUUCACGAACAGCUGCUGCAACAAAGACCGUAGUUGAAUCCCUCUUCUAGAUGUAGAAAUGAAUGCUUUUGCAAUUUCCAUUUAAUCAUGAACGUCAACUUACUUGUUAUUUUACGCACGUUUCAUGUAAGCGAUGUUAAAUUGUUCUCGUUGGCACCGUAUUCUCAUGGUCAUCAUCCUGAGACUACGAGUAUCUACUGACUGGUAUGAGAAGGCUGCAACCCUGACUCCAAAAGAGUUGGGACGCUGUGUAAAACAUGAACAAGACAGAAUGAGAUAUUUUGCCCAGUUGAAAACCGUACAAAGACUGUCCAUUUAAUAUUUUACCUUUUUGUCGAUGUGAGGUUGCCAGGCAACCAACAGAGAUGCUGCAUGGUCGUAUUGGGCGGAAUUUAAACUUGUUCAUCGAAGAGAUAGUUACUCUCAUUAACUAUGAGUAUAAAUAACAAAUUGUAAUUUUUAGGUCUCUGCAUCUGCAAAUUAAACUACUGAAUGAGA